UCUCUUCUGUGUAAACAAAAGUGAACAGUAACAAUUUCCACAUUUGCGUUUUUAUUGUUGUUAUUUAGACGUUUAUUAACACCCUGUAACUUAAAAUAUGACUAAUUUAACUGCACAACUUCACAUGCUUACCCCCAGGUAGUGUUUAAUUCACGUUGGAGACAGGACUUGGUUGAUAGAUGUUAUCUAGGUAACGCUAACUAGCUAGCGAACAAUGGCUAACGUUAAAUGUAUGGUUUUUCACACUCAAAUAGCCUCCAUCAUGGAGGUGCUAGCGAAUGCAGCCGUGGAAGAUAUCUGCAAACUCGUAGACGACGAUUAUGCAGUGUUUCGUUUGGAAAUAACUCAAAGCCAGAAAGAAAACCGGGUAUUGCGGAGGAAACUACAGCUUCAGGAACAGAAGGUAUCACGGGAGCGCGUCCUCUCCAGUCGUCCCAGAAAUGUCAAGAUUCUUCACAGAUACAGAGGAAUGGCUAGAGGUGAAGGACAUCUCACUGGAGGCCACAGGAGCUUUGUGAAGCCAGCGGGACACAAUACAUGGAGAGAUGACCAACCAAUCACCGUUGAUGAGGGGAGUGGAACCUCAACCCAGCACGUUAUCAUGAUAGAGGAGGAGGAGGGUCCAGAGGGGGUGCUGGUGAAGGAGGAGGGGUGUGAGGAGGGUCUGGGGAACCCUGAGGGCACCAUGGUCAUGGAGGACAACCAGACUACACCUCCUCCUGAACUCACAGAAGAACCAGCUGAGCAGCACAGGACGACACACAGCCUCACUGAGUCAAUAGACAUGGAGGAUGGGAAGCCUGAUCUGCUGUUGGUCAAAGAGGAGACAAUAGAGGAUGGACCAGAGAGCAUUGAUCUUCUGAGUGGACUAAAGAUGGGGGAGCAAGGUGAUUGGAUGGAGGAUAAAAGAGGAGACUGUGCGGCCAUCUUCGAUUCCCAGACACAGACUGGUGCAGGCAAGGGCCUAGGGGAUGACAUCACUGAGCAGGCCAGGACCAGAGGCGAGGUCAGUGGAUGGGACAGCGUCCUCAACUCUGGGCUGGGGAACAACACUGUUAACUACAACCAGAAACAGACAGUCGAACACAAAACACCAACUGAAUUUAGUCUCCAUGACAACAGACUGGCUGAGACCAGGGCGAGGUGUAGAUUUGGUCUGCGGGGACAGGGAGGUGUCCGUAUGCAUCAAAAGAGAACAGACACAGACUCUACUAGCGAUGCUCCGUCCUGCUCCUAUAGUUGUGAUUCACAGAGACUGAUGGCACCUCAGGUUAACCCCCUAACAGGUGCUACCUUCAGCCUGCCUUAUAUAGGAUCUAUCAACUGGAACAUGGACCCUGUGACAACACAGACACUCCCUGGCCUUCAUCCUCCUCACACUCUCCUCAUUUUAAACCAGACCUCAGACGAUACCAGUGUCUCAACACUUAAUAGCUACACAAGCCCAUUGACAAAUGACAGUAGUAGUAGUAGUAAUGCCAUCAGUAGAUCUGGCGCCAAAGAGAAGCGCUUCCCAUGUUCAUUCUGUGGGAAAGCCUUCAGUUUCCCCAAACACGUGGAGAUCCACCAGAGGAUGCACACGGGGGAGAAACCAUUCAGCUGUAGCCAGUGUCACUUGCGCUUUGCCCAGGCUGGCCACCUGAAGAGGCACCAGAGAGUCCACACAGGGGAGAAACCCUACAGCUGCCCCCAGUGUGAGAAGAGGUUCUCCCGCCAGCCCCAGCUGAAGAGGCACCUGAAGGUCCAUACGGGAGAAAGGCCAUUCGCCUGUACGCACUGUGGGAAGAGGUUCUCAGAGAGGAGCUCUCUCAGGAUACACCAGCAGAAAAUGCACACAGCCCAUGUAUAGAGUAUAGUGACAUGUAAUGUAGUACUAGUUAGUUUGUAGUUCAUUCUGUUGGUUUAGGAUGUAGUAGGGAACUGGAUGAGGUAGAAUGAGUAUGAUGAGGCAGAGUAGAUGAUAUGGUGAUGGUGUCUGUACAAAUGCUUCACUGAUGAAGAGGGACAAACUUUGUCCCUUUCAGGUUGAUGCUGGUGUUUUAUAAUAAGGAAAUGAUAGUGCCUUAAUUAAUGUUUACUUUAAAUAAAGAAGUCAUGUGUAAUGUUAA
Oncorhynchus gorbuscha (pink salmon) is the source of this 2108-nucleotide messenger RNA. Its product is annotated as zinc finger protein 382-like. The transcript has 5 exons. Gene Ontology annotation, molecular function: RNA polymerase II cis-regulatory region sequence-specific DNA binding; DNA-binding transcription factor activity. Bases 215 to 1849 code for a protein of 544 amino acids. Gene Ontology annotation, biological process: regulation of transcription by RNA polymerase II. The record is from RefSeq and is a predicted model, not a curated record. Lineage: Eukaryota; Metazoa; Chordata; Actinopteri; Salmoniformes; Salmonidae. Gene Ontology annotation, cellular component: nucleus.